AAAUAAGAAAAUUGGAAUUCGUCCUUUGGCAAGUUUGGUAGAUUGACAAAGAAGAAGAGAUUCGAAGUGAAUUCUAAUCAUGAAAUACUGCUGUGUCUUCAUUGCAUUCUUGGCAAUACUUUGCUGUCAAACAGGUAACGAUAUUCGUAACCAACAAUCAUAUAAGUUCAUAUGUUUAAACAUGCACGUAAUCUAAUGUUUUGGCUCAUUGUUUUUCAGACGCAAUCGAAGAGACCGAGGAAAUACAUUUGUCAGAGGGCAGAAGCGCUCAAAAAAUCACCCGAAAGGAAUUGUUGGCAGAUCUAAAGGCAGCAAAUUUGGAAAGCAUUGGCUUUGUUCGAUACUCACGGACAACAUCUACAGUCGGAGAAGAUGGAACACGUCAUGAAAAGCGCGUCGUCGGAUACAAAAAACAAGUCAAAUGUUCAGAAGAGGAGGAAGCAAGACAACAAAUGGAGGAACGGUUGCCGAAGCAUUUGUUCUCUCGCAAACUGAACCAAAAAGCUGAUGCAGAUGUCAAAAAAGACUCGGCUAGACUUGAUCAGCGCUUUUGUGAUGUUGGAAUAGAGGUUAAACUUCCUAACAAUGGACGUAAAAGAUUCUUCUUUUUUUUCUUUGCCAUUGUCAUUGUUAUUGGUUAAUUACUACAUUACAACCAAUUUAAAAUUGCGUAUCUUUUUUUUUUUUUUACUUAAAAUAAUGUCUUCGUUAAGUUGUUUGCCGUUUUUGACACGUACGAGUUAAACAAGAUUGUUCUCAUUUGUAAACGUCAUUAUGGAAUAAAGGUUCAUUCUCAUUAUGUUGUUUGCAAGUUUUUUUGGUAUGGAAAUAUUUCGCGAAAUUUGGGAUUCUGAC
Messenger RNA from Paramuricea clavata, 855 nucleotides. Lineage: Eukaryota; Metazoa; Cnidaria; Anthozoa; Malacalcyonacea; Plexauridae. The record is from the annotation of a GenBank genome assembly.